Aspergillus welwitschiae is the source of this 381-nucleotide messenger RNA. Its product is annotated as Endoribonuclease L-PSP/chorismate mutase-like protein. NCBI's taxonomy places the organism in Eukaryota, Fungi, Ascomycota, Eurotiomycetes, Eurotiales, Aspergillaceae. The record is from RefSeq and is a predicted model, not a curated record. Gene Ontology annotation, cellular component: cytosol; mitochondrion. Gene Ontology annotation, molecular function: deaminase activity. The transcript has 2 exons. Bases 1 to 381 code for a protein of 126 amino acids.
AUGUCCGCUGGACUCACCCCCAUAUCAACUUCAGAAGCAUGCCCAGCAAUGGUUGCUGGACCCUUCAUCUUUCUUUCCGGUCAGAUACCCAUCGAUACAAAUGGAGUGCCUCUAGAAGGAAGCAUUUCGGAUAAGACCCACGCAUGUUGUAGAAGCGUUCAGGCAGUGUUGGCAGAGGCAGGAAGUGAUAUCAGUCGAGUCGUCAAAGUCACUGUAUUCCUGAACGAUAUGGAUCAUUUUUCGGAAUUUAACGCGGUUUAUGAGCAAUAUUUCAAGCAUCGGCCGGCUAGGAGUUGUGUCGCUGUGAAAACGCUACCCCGCAACUUGGAGGUCGAGAUUGAAUGCGUGGCUCUUGCAGCUGGUCAGGGCUCUCGCCUCUGA